Molecule: messenger RNA, 1692 nt
Organism: Frankliniella occidentalis (western flower thrips)
Lineage: Eukaryota; Metazoa; Arthropoda; Insecta; Thysanoptera; Thripidae
Product: trypsin-1-like
Exons: 6
Coding region: 199-1149 (316 amino acids)
Biological process (GO): proteolysis
Molecular function (GO): serine-type endopeptidase activity
Source: RefSeq, a predicted model, not a curated record
CCCGCGGCGGCCCGGCGCACCGCGGCGCCUCGCGUCGCCCGACAUAAAACGGUACGCGGCACCUGCAGGUGUCACAGUCUCCCUCGCCGCCCACCCACAGCAGCACGCAGCUGCAGCAGGACGAGCAUUGCGACAGCUGCAGGUGCACACCGGUGAUCCCGAACAACAGCUCCCAGUGCACAGUGCUCGACCACCGCGAUGGCCCCCUCCAACAACACCCUCCUGCUCGCGGUGCUGGUCCUCGUGCCCGCCGCCGUCGUCGCGGCGUCCCCGCGGGCGGACAUCCCAGCGCUGCCGACCUCCAGCGUCCAGACGCACUACAACGAGACGGGCACGUCGACGACCAGCGAGCCGGCGGCUGACGGCUGCAACUGCGUGUGCGGGCUCGCGCGGCGGACGCGCAUCGUGGGCGGCGAGGAGGCCAAGGAGGGCGAGUACCCCUGGCUGGCCGCGCUGUCCCGCCGGGGCAAGUUCUACUGCGGCGGCGCGCUCAUCUCCAAGAAGCACGUCCUCACGGCGGCCCACUGCAUGUACGGCAUGACCCCCAAGGACAUCACGGUGACCAUGGGCGUGCACAACCGCUCCUCGUCGCGCUGGGCUCCCGGCCGCAUCGAGCGCAAGCUCGCCAAGGUCUCGGUGCACGAACGCUUCGACGUGUCCAACUUCAACAACGACAUCGCCAUCCUGGAGCUGAGCCGCGAGGUGCACAUUGACGGCGAGGGCGAGCUGGCGCGCACCGUGUGCCUGCCCGGGGCGGAGCGCGAGUACGCGGGCCAGAUGGGCACGGUCACGGGCUGGGGCCGCACCGGCGAGCGCAGGCCCGUGUCGGACGUGCUGCGCAAGGUGGAGGUGGCCCUCAUGUCCGAGGAGGACUGCAAGAAGGCCGGCUACCCGUCCACGCGCAUCACCGACAACAUGAUCUGCGCCGGCUUCCCGAAGGGCCUGAAGGACGCCUGCCAGGGAGACAGCGGCGGCCCCCUCGUCCUCGGCGCCGAGGACAGCCCCAGUGCGGAGGUCAUCGGGAUCGUGUCGUGGGGGCGCGGAUGCGCGCGGCCCAACUUCCCCGGCGUGUACACCCGCGUGCACAAGUUCCUCCCCUGGAUCCGCGAGCAGAUCAAAGACACCUGCCUGUGCAAGCCCGCCGCCUGAGGACUGCGCAGACUCGACCGGAAACAACAAGAUCCGUUGUUGUCCCCGUUCGCAAGUGCGAGCGCGUGAUGUCAGACGACAUACCCUUCGGUUCUUAAUUAAUGAAAGUGAGAGGAGAGAUAAAGUGCUGCAGUUACCCAAUACUGAUUCUAGUCAAUUCAGUGGUUUAAGUUUCGUUGUAAAAGGGGAGGGAGUAGUAGGAAUUAAUUGUUAAGUUCUUUAGGGGAUGGGGAAGUCCCUACCCAACAUUUACUAAUAUUUUAUUUAUCUUGGUAGUGGUCGAUGGAUUGGAGACUGAUUUUUAAAUUGUUAAUACCUGUAUUAAGGUUGUUUCUUAUGUUUGUUGUGGCUCACUGUAAUGGGGAAAGUUUUAGUAGUGGGAUAGUAUGAAGAUUCGCACAAGUGGUGCAGAUAGGGAAGUAGUGAUGCCAAUGUUUUAUUGAAUUAUAACUUAUUUAAAAUGUGAUUUAUUCUAGAUGUGCGUCUAAGAGAUAUGGCUGUUACUAAUUAUAGCAUAAUAAACGACAAGUUGUUAAACUUCAA